CUAUAUUAACACUGAUACCUGCCUUCAUCCACGAUUUUAUAAUCAAGAUGGCAGGUCAAGAGGACUGUACCAGGUUCCUACUAGUAGGAUACAUGCUUUACAAGAGAUACGAUUGUAAUUUAUUACUUAGUCAUGCCAUAAAAACAAAUAAAAUAGGAAUUGUGUGCAUAGCAUAACAAUUCCGGCUUGCUCACAAACGCUGAGCUCUGCAUGGGCGAGGUAUCUGGCUGGGUGUCAUCGAGGAUUCCUCCACGUGGUUGUGUAACUCCUUAGGAUAACCCGUCAUCAAUUUUAUAUGGAAAAAUGCAUUUAUGUCUUCAUGUAAAGUGCGUCAAAUUUUAGUAAAACACACCAAUAUCAGAGUUAAUGAAAAUCUGAUCUGCAGUUGAGUUGCAUGUGGAUAUACAGACCAAUGGUGAAGCUAACAACUUAAGAUGGCAAAUGCGUUGACUGUGAUGGUGAAAAUAUGGAGGAUCAAAUAGAAAAUUUGGAAGAGGCGCGGAAAAUCAUCAAAAGUCUUCGUGAGAGAUAUCGAGCACAAAGUCACCAACUUCUAGCGUGGCGGCGAAGAGUCAAGGCCCAGGAGGAAUUAGUAGCAAGACUGAACAAAGAAAGGGCAGAGCAACUAAAAACUCUAUCAGCAGAACUGAUUCUGUUUGAAUCUCGAUUAUGUCGGAAGCAGAAGGAUAUCAGCGUCCUGUUAACACAGAGAGAAAAUGUUAUUUUGUGUCAGCAACGUGCUAUCCAGUUACUGCAGCAGCGACUAUUAGAUGCAGGACUUGACACAUCGAAUCUAGACCUGCAACAGUUUGAUUCUCCAACUGGAGAGACUAAUCUUGACUCACUCAAUGACAGUGACAGUGCAGUUAUCAUGGAGGAUAAUAUCGGCAAUGACCAAGAUGUCAUGAGCGUGUUGCCCCGUUUUCGUCCUGGAAUCGAUGGCGUCACAGUUGUGCGUAGUGUGUCGGAUGCUGUCGAGCCAGGGAAUAAAUACUUGUCUCUACGUCGUUCAAAUGGUUUCCUCAGACGCCCAGAAAUAUUAGAGACAGUUUACAGUGUUGAGGAAGAUGGAGAAGACGUCACACCUCAAACUACCACUGCAGGGAUCAAGACUGAUUUGCCCUGUGAGAAUGGCACUUCUUCUGAGGAACCUAUACAACAUUACAGGGGGAGCUGGGGGAAGAGUGGGAGGCUACAGGGGCUGUAUGGGAGCUUUGAGAGGCUCAACGAGACACCACAUAGGCAAAGGCACUCGGAGGAACCACAACAGAAUCAAGUAACAACUUACAAUCGAGUGAUGAGUAACCAUAGGUCAGUCACCAAACCGAAGGAUGUCAAGUACAAACGGAUUAAUAAAGCUAAGUCUAAAUCCCUGGAAGAGCUGAGAGGUCGUUUAAGAAACUGGGUGGACAAGGGAAACAAGCUAGCAUUGUCACUCGACCAGUCAUAUGCCUGAUGUUGUAACAUCAUGUAAUGAGUUCAAAAAUCUAAUGUGGAUUUUUGUGGCUGUUAUUUCCACCUCAUCUUCUUCUGUACAUAUUUUGUGGUUCUUCAUGAAAAAUUAAGCUUAAGUACUAAAUACACAGUGGCACUUAGUGCAUUCAAAAGACUGGGACAGUUUUUGAAAAUAUCUCUUGUGCAUCAAUAAGAAUUUUCUGGUUAUACUUUAUGCAGUAAGAAUUGUUAGAUGGUUUUUUCAUUUGGACGACGCUGCGAAGCAGAUAAAAAUACAUGUCAACCCAUAGCCAAGUUACCAUAAAGGAUGCCCGUUGUUCUGAAAAUUGAAAACCAGAAUAUAUGUUCUGCAUAAAAAGUGAAAAUCUGUAUUUAACACACCAAAGUAACACAAAAUAAUGUUCAACUAUUAAAUACUGAUAGGAACAUUAAGAUAUACAAACCACAUGUAAGUUAAGUGCUUUUAAAUAUGAUGUGCAUGUUGGAUUCUUAAUUUUGUUUGGAUGACAGUAACUGUCUUUUGAUUCAUUAUUAAAAACACAUUUCUGAGACCUGAUGUUGAUUACGGUCUUCUCAGUUGUGACAGCAUGUAAGUCUUGUAUAUUUCAGACAAAUUAACACUUUCAUCUGUUGUGUAGAAGACCACAAGCAACAAGGACCUUUGGCUGUGUUUAUGUUGGAUAUGCUGUACUUAUCCAUCUAAAAUAAUGUACUGUAUAUUCUAGCAUAAUUUAAUUUUAAGAUAUCUGAAUUUGAAAUAGUAGAUACGUAUGACAUGUAUUUAAGAGAAAGCAAAAUAAUAUAUACAAAAAUAUACACUGUAGAGUUAAAGGAGAGAUGCAGAUAUAUGCUUAUAUAAAUUAUGCAAUGAAAUUGUAAUUUUUGUAAUGAAUGCGGUUAAGAAUCUAAAUGUAACACAACUUUACAAUCUAGAGAAUAUUUUGAAACAGAGCUUCAAAAUAACACUAUGAAAAAACUUUAAACAGUGUACAAAAAUGAUUGGAGAAAACUGUUCAGUCCAUUGAAAUGCAGUUUCUGUAGCCAUCUAAAUGGAUCAAUCAGGUUGGUUUCAAGCUGCAGUUGUAAAUUAUACGUGUUCUUCAAUCAGUGUGUUCCUUUAUUCAAUAGAAACAAGAUAUAAAUAUAUUAGAUGUAAAAUUAUACUAUAUCUUCCAGAACCAAACUUUUUAUGGUAUUGUCCAAUAAUUUAAUUUGCUUCUUAAAUAAAUAUUACUUGUAAGACUGA
Zootermopsis nevadensis is the source of this 2701-nucleotide messenger RNA. RefSeq lists its product as uncharacterized. Lineage: Eukaryota; Metazoa; Arthropoda; Insecta; Blattodea; Termopsidae. The record is from RefSeq and is a predicted model, not a curated record.